Plectropomus leopardus (leopard coralgrouper) is the source of this 1333-nucleotide messenger RNA. RefSeq lists its product as uncharacterized. Gene Ontology annotation, cellular component: plasma membrane. Gene Ontology annotation, molecular function: transmembrane signaling receptor activity. Lineage: Eukaryota; Metazoa; Chordata; Actinopteri; Perciformes; Serranidae. The record is from RefSeq and is a predicted model, not a curated record.
CGCUGCUUCAUUGCACAGCUGGGGAAGAAUCGGAGUGUGUGGACUGAAGGUAAACUGGGAGUGAUGGGAGCAACCUGGAUCUCAUGGAGAACAACUACAACUGUCAUCGUUACUGUAUUACAAAUCCAAGCUCUGAUCAGUGUCAAAACCAAAACUCUUACUGGUGUGGAAGGCCAGAGAUUUGACUUCAGGUGUGAAUAUGGCAACGGCCGGCAGAACAAUGCCAAAUACUUCUGCUAUGACAGUGAUGACAAUAUGUCUUUCACCCACCUGAUACGGACAGAAAAACAUGACCAGUGGGAGAGAAAUGGACGUUUCUCCCUGUACGACAACACCACCGGAGCCUUCUUCAUCGUCAGGGUGGACAAACUCACCUCACAGGACAGCGGGAUGUACAGAUGUGGAGUGGACAUAAGCCUUUACCCUGAUGAUAUCAGCUUCAUGCGACUGAACGUUUCCCAAGUAAACCCUCCAGAGGACCUAAUCACUUAUCAAAUAACUGGAUCACCCAACCUUCCAAAAGACCUCCCAGUGGACAAGCUUCACCUACCGCUGUUCAUGACUGCAGUGAUGUGUAUUUCAGCAAUGCUGUUUAUAUGCCUGUUUACGCUUUGUCUGCUGCUGGCUGUUAAACAACGAAGACCCAGCCCACGCACAAAUAGAGAGAUAUCAUCUGACUACGAGACAAUGAUGCCUGGUGUGGCAGCUGAACCUGGACUCCGCUGCAGCUGUUCGACUCUGGACUGCACCGAUCUUUCAGCCUUACCACCGCCACCACCUGACCUCUGCUCCCACUUCACACCAAAGCAGCGGGAGUCUAGCGUCACGCUCUGCCUUGGUGAAUAUGUUGAUGUGGAUGCACCAAAACACACCUGUCCGUACCAACAUCUGGAUCUCAGCCGAUUUGAGGAGCACGUCUAUUACAGCCUGCAUGGAAACAGCGAUCCUAAACAUGGACCCAUGGGAGUCAAAGAGCAGAUUAACUGUUAAAGCAUUAUUCCAGGUUAAUUAAUGACACGUUCCCAGAUCUCACCAGUUCUCAUCAAUGAUGAGAUAUGUUUUAUUAUUAGGAAGGUUGACCAAAACUGCAACAUUAAAAGUAUUUAAAAAAAAAACCAGAAUGAUUCUUUAAUGUGUAUGGAUGGUAGUGCGUUAAUUGUUGCUGUUUUUUGUUAUUUCUUGAAGAAACUUUUUGCGACGGCACAGACAAAAUUACAGAGUUAGCUAACAAAAUCAAUGAAGAAGAACUGACUGGCUGUUUUAUCCAGUGAUUCAAUGUCUCUCUCUGCUUUUUGAUAUAUUUCACCAAAAUAAACCAAGUGCUAAUAUCUAA